ACUUCCUGGUUUCUGGAAGAGAGAGAGAGAGAGAGAGAGAGAGAGAGAGAGAGAGAGAGAGAGAGAGAGAGAGACAGAGAGAGAGAGAGAGAGAGAGAGAGAGAGAGACAGAGAGACAGAGAGACAGAGAGAGAGAGAGGGAGGAAGUAGCAGCCUGUGUGCAGGGAGGGAGUGGCCGGACGUAUAAAAGACAGCGUCUCUUCCUUCUUUCUGCAUUUAACUCUGCUUCUCUUCCUGCAACCUGAGACAGCACCUGCACAGGAUGUCGUGGCAGGCGUACGUAGAUUCCCUGACGGGUCCUGACUCCAGCGGGAAUAAAACCAUCGAGGAUGCCGCCAUCUGUGGGUUAGCAUCCGGAGCAGAGAGCAUCUGGGCCAGCUCACCAGGCCUCAGCAGCCUGACGGCGGACCAGAUAAAGAAGCUGGCCGGUAACUCCAGCGCUCUGCGUGAGUGCGGCCCGUCUAUAGGGGAAAUGAAGUGCAUGCUGCUCACAGACGACUCUGAAAAUCCCAGCAGCUACUGCAUGCACCUGAAGGCCUCGAAGAACCACGGAGGCUUCAACAUCUGCGUCGGCAAGGCCAAGACAGCUAUGGUCAUAGCUAAAGGUAAAGACGGCACCGCUGGUAACCAGGUGUCCACCAGGGUGUUCCCCAUCGUUAAAUACCUGCGGGACGCCGGAUACUGAGACCCCCGCCUUCCUCCAAACCAGCCCCCCCCCCCGCCCCCCCCGCCCUGCCUGCCGCUGUUUGGAGCCCAUUUCAUUCUUUAGAUUUAUAUCUUUUUGCUGGAGUGUCAAACUCAGUUUUCCAUUACGGCCAAACUGGAAAAUGAGAAUCCCAUCUCAGGCCUGACGUGUGUAGUUCAUUGCUUUAAUUACAUCGAGAAAGUCAAAUAUGUCUGACUGUGUUAUUGCAUGUCUCAUAUGGUCUUCUCUCUUAACAGUUUGGUCGACAAAAAAUGUCAAAGAUAAUGCCAAAAAAAUUGUAGAAAAAACAGCAAAAAGGCGUAAAAAAUAAUGUUGAAAAAAGUGACAAAAAGUAAGGUCACUAGGGCUGGAUUUGAGUUUGACACGUAUGCUUUAGAGUCUGCCAUCAGGGAAAAUAAAAAGUGUUGAGAGUUGUUUUCGUGUAACGAGUGUAAUGAGUGGCGAGCGUGUGACGACCGUGUGUGAUUUAAACCGGACCGCGGGGAGCCAGUGUUACAAAUUUUUAUUUUUGUGUACAGUGGAGAGAGACAGACCAACGGUCCAAUCAGCUCACACUGUCCCUGGUCAACAACAUAAAUAAACUAUAUCAAAAUAUUACAUGUUUUUUCUCUGUAGAC
This is a messenger RNA of Sander lucioperca (pikeperch), 1323 nucleotides long. Its product is annotated as profilin-2-like. The transcript has 4 exons. NCBI's taxonomy places the organism in Eukaryota, Metazoa, Chordata, Actinopteri, Perciformes, Percidae. Bases 263 to 685 code for a protein of 140 amino acids. The record is from RefSeq and is a predicted model, not a curated record. Gene Ontology annotation, molecular function: actin binding.